Molecule: messenger RNA, 1344 nt
Organism: Schistocerca gregaria
Lineage: Eukaryota; Metazoa; Arthropoda; Insecta; Orthoptera; Acrididae
Gene: Nca
Product: neurocalcin homolog
Exons: 4
Coding region: 15-587 (190 amino acids)
Molecular function (GO): calcium ion binding
Source: RefSeq, a predicted model, not a curated record
UUGUAGUAAGAAAAAUGGGAAAACAGAACAGCAAACUCAAACCUGAAGUACUGGAGGAUCUUAGACAAAAUACUGAAUUUUCUGAUGCGGAAAUUCAGGAAUGGUACAAAGGCUUCCUGAAAGACUGUCCAAGUGGACACUUAAGUGUUGAAGAGUUUAAGAAGAUAUAUGGGAACUUUUUCCCAUAUGGGGAUGCAUCAAAGUUUGCAGAACAUGUAUUUAGAACAUUUGAUGCGAAUGGAGAUGGGACUAUAGACUUCAGAGAAUUUUUAUGUGCACUUUCUGUCACAUCUCGAGGAAAACUUGAGCAAAAACUAAAAUGGGCAUUCAGUAUGUAUGAUUUAGAUGGAAAUGGGUACAUUUCCAGACAAGAAAUGUUAGAAAUUGUGACAGCAAUCUACAAAAUGGUUGGCUCUGUAAUGAAAAUGCCUGAAGAUGAGUCAACACCUGAAAAAAGAACAGAUAAGAUUUUUCGUCAAAUGGAUAAAAAUAAGGAUGGCAAACUUUCAUUAGAUGAGUUCAUUGAAGGGGCAAAAAGUGACCCGUCCAUUGUCCGACUACUGCAGUGUGAUCCACAAGCACAGUGAGAGGAUUGGUAGAUGGUAACUGAACUUCUGAGGCUUAUAUCAUCAGAAUUGUGCUUAAUUCUGUGCUUGGUCAUGUGCCCAAUCUUGAACAUGGGCUUUGGUACAAAGAUUAUAACAGACUGAGUUCAGUAAAGAAGAGGGCUGCAAAAGAAGUCCAUUGUUGAAUCAUGUCAUACAUGAAAAUGAUAAUGAACUUCUAACUUCAUUCACAUAAAGUUCUGCCAUUGAAUUGGAAGCAGGUGAACUGUGUUAGUGUGAUUUUGAAGUUUUAUUUAAAUGGAUGGGCGCAGUAUUGCAUGUAAGUGGCACAGUGGCCUGUGUGGCAGAUGGUUUGUGUCAAUUCCCUCUUUAUUCUGAUCAAGUUAGAAUAUGUGAAAAUUCUAUCAGUAAUAUGUUUUAAAUAAAUUGUUCAUUACAUGCAUAUUCUUUGCACACAUGUGCAUGUAUGUCAACAGUUUUUAAAAUAAAAUGACAUUCCUUGAUACUCCUUCAAUGAUAUAGCUCUGUUUUUUUUGUAUUUGAUGUCUUUCUGACUUGAAUUAAUUCACAAAUCUUUGAAUUUUGGAAAUUAUCAUUGUAUGAAUGUCAUCUGUGCACCUUUAGUUUUCUUGCAUCUGUGUAGUUAUACUGAACUUCUUAAGAAAGCUUAACUGAACAGCUGUGAGUUAUGAAUAGUCUGAAGCAUUGUUGUCUUAUUGGCUGUCAAUUAUGUAAUAGUUCAACUUCAAAUAAAUGUUCAGGUACUUCUGCCUCUCAA